AUGGCGACCGCAGGCAAUGGCCGAACACAUACAAAGCAAACAGGUACUCCAGACUACGAUGAUCCAGUCUUCUGGGAUAAUAAGUUCUCUAGUGGUCGCGAUGUCGGCGAAUGGUUGAAUCCUGGCGAACCGCUCAUCGACGCGGUCAUGUCGCAUCUUGACCGCCGCCCCGCGCUCGAUGAGCCAGCACCCUCACCUCGUGCCUUGCACCUCGGACCCGGUAUCUCCAAGCUGGGAUCAAAACUCUGCGCUGAGUUUACAAAGCGAGGUUGGCCCGGGAGCCAAAUACUGAACGUCGAUUUCUCCUUCGAGGCCGUCCGCAUCGGUCGCGAAACAGAAGCCACAAAGGAACAGUCGCAGGCGAUGCACUGGAUGCAAGUCGAUCUACGGUCUUGGGAAGACGUCUCCAGGACGAUCCCGUACGGACCGUUCGAUGUGGUAUUUGACAAGAGCACCAGCGAUGCGAUCGCGACGGCGGCGCCCUUGACAUUCCCUUCUGCUUCCGAGGCAUCGAACACAUGUCCGACUAUCCGGCAGGUUGUGGAGGAAUCUGGAGAGAUAACAUUGUCGCCGGUGGAGGUACUGGCUCUGCAUCUGGCACCGUUGACGCAGAAAGGCGCCAUCUGGGCCACGAUAUCCUACUCGACGAUGCGCUAUGAUAAUUUGCCUUACUUGGCUCGAUACUGGCACUUGAAUUCUCGAACUCCCCUGAGAGCCCCGAAAGGCGAGACCUCGUCCUUUGCUCAUACGCCGGACGUCUUCCACUGGCUCUAUAUCCUGGAGCGGAAAUGA
This is a messenger RNA of Aspergillus fijiensis CBS 313.89, 792 nucleotides long. RefSeq lists its product as uncharacterized. The coding region runs from base 1 to 792 and encodes 263 amino acids. The record is from RefSeq and is a predicted model, not a curated record. NCBI's taxonomy places the organism in Eukaryota, Fungi, Ascomycota, Eurotiomycetes, Eurotiales, Aspergillaceae. The transcript has 2 exons.